AAGCUCCAUCCGACCCCGCACGGCCACGCACGGACGCAGAGAGACGCGCGGGAUGCCAGCAAACUGACGGAUAGCGGCUCGUUACAACAGAAAUUCGGCACCAUGACCAGGUCUGUGCGGGAGGAGCACGACUCCGUGGAGUCGGAGGAGCAGCAGGAGGUCGGCAGCCCCGGGAGUGAGACAGAGAGGGGAGGCAGGGGCUCAGGGGUAGGGGAGGACGACGAGGACCGACUUCACCAUCUGGAGGAGGACGACGAUGAGGAUGACGAUGAAGAAGAUGACGAGGAAGAGGAAGACGGUGAGAACAAACCGAAGAGGCGAGGGCCGAAAAAGAAGAAGAUGACGAAGGCUCGAAUGCAGAGAUUUAAGAUCCGUCGGAUGAAGGCCAACGCCCGGGAGAGAAACCGUAUGCAUGGACUCAAUGAUGCUCUGGAAAGUCUGCGGAAAGUUGUACCUUGCUACUCUAAAACCCAGAAAUUGUCCAAAAUUGAGACUCUACGGCUUGCCAAGAACUACAUCUGGGCCUUGAGUGAGAUUCUGCGCUCUGGCAAAGCACCCGACCUCAUGAGCUUCGUCCAGGCGCUCUGCAAAGGUCUGUCUCAACCAACCACAAACCUUGUGGCAGGUUGUCUGCAGCUGAACCCUCGGACCUUCCUUCCCGAGCAAACACCGGACCUCCCGGCUCACCUGCCCCCCGCUGGCGCUGCCGCCUAUCCCGGACACUUCUCCUACCAGAGCCCCGGGCUGACCGCCGGCCUGCCCAGCCCCCCUUAUGGCACCAUGGAUCCCUCUCACAUCUUCCACCAGGUCAAAGGUCAGCCCUACGGCCCUCUGGAGCCCUUCUUCGACGGCGUCCUGGUGUCGGACGGCCCGGCCUUCGACCCGCCCCUCAGCCCGCCGCUCAGCAUCAACGGGAACUUCUCCUCGUCCUUCAAGCACGAGGCCGUCGUCGCGUCCGAAUACGACAAGAGCUUCUCCUUUAGCGUCCACUACGGCGGCGGAGGGGGCGGAGGCCACGCCGCCAUCUACGGCAGCGGGGGGCCCAACCCGCGCUGCGGCGGCGAGCUCCAGGUGGAACAGCUGAUGGGAUUUGACGGACACUCGCACCACGAGCGGCUGAUGAACGCCCAGCUGAACGCCAUCUUCCACGAGUCCUGAGGGAGACGGGGACGAACCAGCGAAAGACUGACGGAGACAGAGAGACCGUUACACGGAAAGACAGGCCGUCAUGUGUACUUUCAACAUUUCAUAGAUGUCCUUGAGUCUGUCUUUGCUUUUUCUUCUUUCUGUCUGCGUCAGUAUCUGCAACUCCAUGUGACGUUGGCAUAAAAAAAACGAUGUAACCUUCUUUGUAGCGCUUCGUCCAGGAGGAAACGCUCUCUGAAUGUCUUGUUAUUAUCCAUAUUAUCAUUUUAAAAGUAAUCAAUAAUCAACGAGCAAUAAUCUGGAGAAAACUAUGCAAUUUUGUUAAAACCUGAGCAACGCUCAACUGAUAAUUCCAAAUGUUGAAAGACUAAAGAUUUGUCUAUUUUUUGGGUCAGCGUGUGAGGCGACAUUGGGCCGGCAUGGCGCCGGUCUUGGGCUGAAGUGAUCAUGUUCUGUGGUUUUUACUUUUUGCUUUUUAUAACGUUCCUGUAGCGUUAUGUUAACAUUUCAUGUGACUUGUUCAUAUUUUAUAAGAUAGAUGUUUAUAAAGGCCUUUUAUUAAAAGGAAUUUCAUGUGAUUGGACUUUGAGACUGUUUCUCUUAAACAUCACGACAACAAUAAGAAAACACUGACUUUGACCAAGUCAGCGUCUUGUAGUCCCUUCAGAAACUCUGCAUGAGUUUAUAAAGGUAUUUAUUCAUUAAACACAUCUGAAAGGAUCUAAAAUACUACAAAAAUAAAAUUAAAAACAACUCUCCACAACUAGUGUUACAGAGAAGCAAAAAUAAAGAGCAGAUAAAAUUCAUAUUAAGCAAAACAUAUCUGCAACAGAAACCAAAUAUAAUGACAAGUUAUGUUUGUUGCAUAUUC
Messenger RNA from Menidia menidia (Atlantic silverside), 2017 nucleotides. Lineage: Eukaryota; Metazoa; Chordata; Actinopteri; Atheriniformes; Atherinopsidae. The record is from the annotation of a GenBank genome assembly.